AUGGCUUCGUAUUCAUCUAUUCCAUGGGGUUAUUUAGAGCCAAUUAAUAAUAUUUAUCCUCGUGGAAUAUUAACAAAAUCUUCUUAUACAAUCGGACGACAUCCAAAUGAAUGUGAUAUAAUUCUUGAUUCAAAAGAAUUACGACAACAUGAAUAUUUUAUUCAUUUAAGUUCCAAACAUUUUAUUAUCGAAUGUCUUGAUAACGGACGAUCAAUAUUUUUUCGUGAUGUUAGUUUAUUUGAUGUUAUUAAUCUUGAUGAACGUUAUUUAAAAGCAAAUUUACUUGGUUCAGGCUCAUUUGCGAAUGUUUAUCGAGCUAUAUCACAUGUAACAAAUACACGUCGUGCAAUUAAAAUAAUCAAUAAAGAUCAAUGUGAAAAACAAAUUGGUCCUGGACUUUCCAAAUAUCUCUAUAGAGAAGUAUCUAUUCAUGGAAGUGUUGAUGUUUAUCAUGAGAAAACAGAUUUAUUUGUUGAAAUGGAAUAUGCCGCUGAUGGUGGUGCAUUACUUAAUAGAAUACAUAAAACAUGUAUUAUGGAUGAAGAUGAAUCUAAAUUUAUUUUUUAUCAAAUUGGUUGUGCAUUAGAAUAUUUACAUCGACUUAAAAUAGUAAAAUGA
Molecule: messenger RNA, 618 nt
Organism: Adineta steineri
Lineage: Eukaryota; Metazoa; Rotifera; Eurotatoria; Adinetida; Adinetidae
Source: the annotation of a GenBank genome assembly